Messenger RNA from Schizophyllum commune H4-8, 1622 nucleotides. RefSeq lists its product as uncharacterized. The record is from RefSeq and is a predicted model, not a curated record. The transcript is spliced from 2 exons. NCBI's taxonomy places the organism in Eukaryota, Fungi, Basidiomycota, Agaricomycetes, Agaricales, Schizophyllaceae. The coding region runs from base 202 to 1239 and encodes 345 amino acids.
CAGGGUCUGUGGGGCGAAUCGUGGGACGCCGAGUCCGCGUCCCCGACCAAACACGAGCAUUCGUGAACAUCUGAACAGUCCACUCGCUUAGCCGAAUCUGUGUAGUUCCCCCAUCGGGACGCCUUCUCUUGCGUUUGAAUUGAGGUGAAAUGGUAAUGAUUGAUCGCGGUAGGCUCGUUGACUUCAGGGCAUCCCUUCAUCAUGUAUAAAACGCGACCAUCGCCUGCUGGUCGGGCCCUCCGUCGCUUCACACCCCGCUAUACUUUCGGCAUGGCAGGCGCACCCGCACUCACAAUCGACAUCGAUGUCAAUGGGCCCGCCGCAUCCUACUUUCACAGAGCGCGGCCCUCCAUCUCAUCGACGGCCAGCUCCCGGCCUGGUUCAUCUAGCAGCGUGGCCACUAUCUCAUCACUGGCCUCCCAAGCGUCUGACGGCUCCGGACCGUCUCGCCCCCGUCGCUUGCCGCCGUCCCCGGCGGACAGUGCACGCCGCGUGCGCCCCCUUCCUUCUCUCCCAGCGACGUCACCAACUUGCCCGUGCUCUUCCCCCUCAUACCUCGACGUCACACCUCAGCCGGCGCCGCCUAGGCCGCGCUCCCUUCGCCCGCUACCAUCGCUCCCGGAGUUAUCUGUGACUCGGCCUCCAACGCCCGCACCGACACGCUCCGCGUCCGACGAUGGCUACGGAGUGCAGGUGUCCAGCGGGGAGAUGACCAUGCUCAGCGUGGACACAAGCUCAUUACGUCUCGCGCCUCUGUCUCCAGAGUCCGACGAGACCAGCCCCAUCUCGCCAUACAUCCCCGAGCCGCCAACACCAGCCACCGCACACAGGCGGCGCAUGUCAAAACUACGUCGCCAUCUCGGUGAACGCCCGCCAUCGAUACUGGUUCCCGCCGUCCCUCCUCUCCCACCUCUUCCCGAGAAGGCACACAUCCUCGGGGCGCUCUCUAACGUGCGCGAUCCCGUGUCGCUCGCGGACGCCAUCGACACCGCGCACCGUGUACUGGAGAUCGAGUUCGACAGUACGAGCGAUGACGAGUACACUGAGUCCGACGCCGAAGACGACACUCUCAAGCCCAUCGCUUGUGCAGAGGAGCCUGCCGACGCUGUGACCCAGCGAUUCGGUACCCCUCCCCGCCCGCCCCACAAGUACAGCAAGAAGUGGUUGCGGGAGAGACGCGGUCGCCAGCGGGAGACAUUGCCGUACCAGGAGGUCCUCAACGCACUGCGCGUGCUAUAAUCGCUGCAUGCUCGACGCUAGUGAUGGACUGGUAUUUCACUGACGUGGCCAUUUCCCUGUCGCGGGCUUUCCCUGUUGCUGGCUUUUUCCCUUUCGCAGGCCUUUUACUCACACGAUACUUACUCGUCUGCCAUCGCCAUUGUUCUCGACCUGCUUGUUCUCUACAGCACACCGGAAUAAUUCCAGACACCCAUCCGCCUAAUACGCAACGAUCACUUAUCUAUUCACUCCUUCUACCCUUUCUUCAUACUCUCGACUCUCUUUCCCCUAAUUAUGUCGAGGACUAAGCUAAGUUCACAACUGUACCAUAUGUGCCACUUGUAGCUAGAGGUUUACUAGAAUGCAUGUCGAGGGGAAGCGAAUGAAGUUGUCUUGGAAGCAGA